Molecule: messenger RNA, 1230 nt
Organism: Arachis duranensis
Lineage: Eukaryota; Viridiplantae; Streptophyta; Magnoliopsida; Fabales; Fabaceae
Product: uridine nucleosidase 1
Exons: 9
Coding region: 67-1041 (324 amino acids)
Biological process (GO): purine nucleoside catabolic process
Cellular component (GO): cytosol
Molecular function (GO): purine nucleosidase activity
Source: RefSeq, a predicted model, not a curated record
UGAUACACACAUACAAAUCAUUCCCACUUUCCUUCACAAAUUAUCAUAAAUCUCUUACCAACUCCCAUGGCGAAUUCUCUACUCCAUGAACCCCAGAAGCUCAUCAUUGAUACUGACCCCGGAAUUGAUGAUAGCAUUACAAUUAUGAUGGCAUUUGAGAGUCCAGAGGUGGAGAUCAUAGGCAUGACCACCAUUUUUGGUAAUGUUACUACACAAGGUGCCACACACAAUGCUCUUCUUUUGUGUGAGCUUGCAGGACAUCAAAAUGUUCCAGUAGCAGAAGGCAGCCCUGAACCACUUAAGGGUGGAAUUCCUAGGGUUGCUGAUUCAAUUCAUGGUUCUGAUGGAUUGGGAAAUAUGUUCUUGGCACCACCAAAAGCUAAGAAAAUUGAUAAGUUUGCUUCUGAAUUUUUAGUGGAGAAAGUUUCAGAAUAUCCUGGCCAAGUAUCUGUUCUAGCACUUGGACCUUUAACAAACUUAGCUUUGGCCAUCAAAAGGGAUUCUUCUUUUGCAAGCAAGGUGAAGAAAAUAGUUGUUCUUGGUGGUUCUGUUUUGGCCUUAGGAAAUGUUAAUCCUGCUGCAGAAGCAAAUAUCUAUGGAGACCCAGAAGCAGCAGAUAUUGUGUUUACUUCUGGAGCUAACAUUGUUGUUGUUGGAUUAAACAUUACAACCCAAAUCAAAUUCACAGAUGCUGACCUCCUUGAAUUGAAGGAAUCCAGAGGAAAGUAUGCACAUUUAUUGAGUAACAUGUGCAAAUUCUAUAGGGAUUGGCAUGUUAAUUCUGAUGGUUUCUAUGGAAUUUUCCUACAUGACCCUGUCUCUUUUGUGGCACUUGUGCAACCAAAUUUAUUUACUUAUAAGAAGGGAGUAAUGAGAGUAGAGACACAAGGCAUUUGUGAGGGACAUACAAUUAUGGACCUAGGACUAAAAAAAUGGAAUACAAGUAACCCAUGGACAGGUUAUUCCCCAGUUUCAGUUGCUUGGACGGUGAAUGUUGAUGAAGUUCUUCGUUUUAUUAAGGAAAGACUCAUGAAAUCAUGAUUCUAUGAAGAAUCAAUCAAUAGGCAUAUAUACAAAUUAAUAAUUGGAACUACUUCCUUUCUGACACAAGUUAAUUGAAGCAUGAGGAUUUUGGAUUCUAACACAAAGAUGAGCUAAUAAUCACUUUUGAGUUUUAAUGUGACAAUGAAUCUUAAUGUAUGUAAUGACUUCUAGUGAUUUUUUUCUAAA